GCUUAACAAAUCAUCCUUCAUAAAGCCCCCUAACCUGACUGAGCCUAUAAAUAGGCCUGCUCCUCCUCCUCAUCUCCAAUCUACAACCAUUAAUCAUCACAACUGUAAAAGCCAUCGAUGGGAAUGGAAACGAAGGCGUUGGCAUUUUUACUGGCGGCGACACUGGCGGCGCCGCUUCUUUGCGCCGCUCAGAACUGUGGAUCACAAGCGGGCGGAGUAGUGUGCAGCGAUGGCGAAUGCUGUAGCAAAUGGGGGUGGUGCGGAACCACCGAUGACCACUGUUUACCAGAUCGAGGCUGCCAAAGCAACUGCCACGGUGGCGGCGGCGGCGUCGAUGAAGGAGGAGGUGAACAAGCCUUCAACGUUCGAUCGACAUAUCACGAAUAUUACCCAGAGAGGAAUAACUGGAACCUGUACGCUGUGAGUGCGUAUUGCUCUACCUGGGACGGAGGGAAGCCGCUAUCGUGGAGGAAGAAGUACGGGUGGACGGCCUUUUGUGGGCCAGUGGGAGCCAGAGGACAGGCUUCGUGUGGAAAGUGCUUGAGGGUCAAGAACCGCGAGACGGGGUCACAGGCGACCGUGAGGAUUGUGGAUCAGUGUAGUAAUGGUGGUCUGGAUUUGGACAUUAAUGUGUUUCGGAAGUUGGAUACUAAUGGUCAAGGAAAUGCUCGAGGGCACCUCAUGGUCGAUUACCAGUUUGUCAACUGUGGCGAUGGAGAGAAUUCUGACGGCGCUCAAGUCAUGUGAUACACGGAUGUAUCCACGUAGAAGUCAUUUUGUCGGCUGCAUAGACAUCGUUGAAUGAAUGCAGAUACAUAAAUAAAGUAAAAUGUUUGGUUUGUGGUAGUGUGUUGGGUCGACCGGGUUUAUGGAAGUCGACCAUUUGUCCUGUUUGUGAGUUGAAGAUUUGCUUUUUAUUUUAGUUUCUUAUGGAGUGUUGGACGGUAUUUGAUCGUAUGGCUUUGUGAUUUCAGAUUUUAUUGUGUGUGAAUUUAAUUUCAUCUUUGUUAAAUUUGAUGGUUGGAAAAAGUUUGGAGUGAAAAAUGAUUUACUAAUGAUUUGAGAA
Molecule: messenger RNA, 1066 nt
Organism: Cryptomeria japonica (Japanese cedar)
Lineage: Eukaryota; Viridiplantae; Streptophyta; Pinopsida; Cupressales; Cupressaceae
Product: barwin
Exons: 1
Coding region: 118-747 (209 amino acids)
Biological process (GO): defense response to fungus; defense response to bacterium
Molecular function (GO): RNA nuclease activity; chitin binding
Source: RefSeq, a predicted model, not a curated record